Messenger RNA from Aspergillus bombycis, 1689 nucleotides. Its product is annotated as putative efflux pump antibiotic resistance protein. Gene Ontology annotation, molecular function: transmembrane transporter activity. Gene Ontology annotation, biological process: transmembrane transport. The coding region runs from base 1 to 1689 and encodes 562 amino acids. Lineage: Eukaryota; Fungi; Ascomycota; Eurotiomycetes; Eurotiales; Aspergillaceae. The record is from RefSeq and is a predicted model, not a curated record. The transcript has 4 exons.
AUGACAGCAACUGAUCCGAAUCCCGACCUUUUCCUAUCGUCGCUCGAAGGCCGCCCUUCAAAGCCCCCGAUAGUCCAAAUGCAAUAUGCUCAAUCAAUUCCUGGAAAUAGCCAUGAAACAUCUACUCAUGAGGCUGCUGACACGAGUAGCAAUGCCCCUGGUGCAAGCAAGCUUCAAUUCUGGGUUGAUCGUAAAGUCACGUUAGCCUUUUUCCCGCUGUGCCUAUUGACUCUGAUGGUUGCGCUUGAAGCUGCCUCUCUCUCAAUAGCACUUCCAGUUGUCACUGAGGAAUUAGGUGGAUCGGCCAUUGAGGCCUUCUGGAGCGGAACCUCCUUUUUGAUCUUUACAUCUCUAUCAACUGCAUUUGGUCGCCAACUGUUGAUUAUCAUUGCUGUCAUCUUUUUCCUCGUGGGAACUAUUGUGUCUGGAGUGGCGACAAACUUCACACAGAUGUUGGUGGGCCGUUCCAUCCAGGGAACUGGCGGGGGUGGCAUUAUCGCUCUCAGUGAGGUAUCUGUCACUGACAUGGUUCCCUUCCGUCUGCGAGGUGCAUAUUGGGGAGUUCUGGGGUCAAUGUGGAGCAUCGGAUCUGUUAUAGGCCCUAUCAUGGGAGGUGGUUUCUCAACGAAUUCGGACUGGAGAUGGAUAUUCUAUAUCAAUAUUCCGUUUGCUGCUCUUGCAAUUCCCCUGAUAGUUGUAUACCUGAAAAUCAAGACAAAGAGGACGACGAGGCGCGAGAAGCUGAGGAAUUUUGAUACGGUCGGAUUAGUCCUCUUCGUCUGCAGCACUGCAUCCUUCCUGAUUGCCCUGAGCUGGGGCGGGGUGAUGUAUGCCUGGUACUCUUGGAGGGUGCUAUUGCCUUUGAUCAUUGGGACUAUUGGCAUGAUUGGGGUGAUGGUCUACGAGACCCAUAUCCCCAAAGACCCGAUCUUGCAAGUGUCAGGGAUCGAUAACCACUCUUUGUUAAUCAGUUAUAUUGGCACGGUGUUGCAAGGGCUUACGCUUUGGUGUAUCCUGUAUUACCUUCCCCUCUAUGGAGAAGCAGUACACGGAUUCAAGCCCCUUCCCGCUGGAGUUGCAGCUCUACCACUUGCGUUUGCCAUUGCUCCGAGCGCUUGCGCGUCAGGGAUUAUUGCGGUGCUAUCGGGACGCUACCGCAUUCUCAUCUGGAUCGGUUGGACUGUCGCUACGCUAGGCUUCGGUAUCCUCUGCUACUUUGAUCGAACAACGAAGGGAGCUAUUUGGAUCUCUCUGAUCGCAAUCCCAGGCUUGGGUCUGGGUGCGCUUGUGACAAGCAUCGCGUAUGCUAUUCAGGCUUGCUCGGAGACUCGCCAUUUAGCCACCGCAACUGCGCUCUUCAGCUUCUUCCGUGCAUUUGGCCAGUCACUCGGUGUAGCCAUUGGCGGCGUGAUCUUUCAGAAUCGUAUGGAGGCCAACUUGCAAAAGUACCCGGCCUUGGCACCCAUGGCAAAGAAGAUAAGCCAUAAUGCCGUCGCAUUGGUGGGAAAGAUGCAGACCGCACCACCAUCGCAGAACAAGGAUGAUCUCCGCCAAGCGUACACAGACAGUCUACGGGCUGUCUGGGUUUUCUGCGGCGUCUGUACAGCGGUCGGGGGUCUUCUGAGUCUUUUGACGAAGGAGUAUAGUAUUGACCAAAACCAUGAUACGGACCAAGGGCUCGAGGAAUAA